CAUAUCCCAAAAGUCUAGCUUCGCAUUGUUGUCAGUUGAAAACAAAUUGUGCACCCAAAAUGAUUUCAAUAUCUGCUAUUGCUUUGGUCGUGUACAAUAUAUUCCUGUAUUCGGUGGCCUGGGAUAUCAAACGAAUUGAAGAAGAUCCGCCCAACACUCAGCGCAGCCUCUUGCAUGUCAUACCGGUCGUGGGGAAAUGGAUCGCUCCCGAGCAGCCACUGCUGAAAUGGUUGAUGGACGUGCCAUUCAGCGAGUUCGGCGACAGGUUUUGGAGCAUAAAUGUUGGACUAAACACACUGCUACUGCUACCGGCUGUUCUCCAGCAAAGAGUAUUCAGGCACAUCACAAUGAUAGUGGCAGGGAUCAUUACAUGGAAUUUGUUCGUCUUUCAGCGUGUCUUGGUGUACUACUUGAUAGUCGCUUGGGCACUCUGGCAGGGACAGGUGGACCACAAUGUCUUAAAGUUUAUCUUUGGCGGCCUGUGUAUGAGCGCCCUUCACUUGGCUCUCAUCUGUAUGUCUAUAAGGUUCUUUGUGGAAGAAGAAAUCUGCAGCAAGUCCCCUGCCUGCCCUGUGAUCACUCGCAGUUCAUGGCGCCUUUAAGUGGAUUGGAUGCCGUGCCCCCAUCCGACAUCCGACAUCCGUCACCGGCUUAGCCUUGCCACAACUACAAAUACUGGGCCAUUGGUUCAACUAAUAAAUAUCCCAGAGAACAGAACACACACACAGAGGUAUCCCCAGCUCAGAUACAGAUACACAGACACGCGCACGAACAUGAACAAAUGAAUCGCAGCUGAGCUGAGCUGCUGGCCAGUCUGGGUCAGAGGGGAGCUGGG
Messenger RNA from Drosophila obscura, 835 nucleotides. RefSeq lists its product as uncharacterized. Bases 60 to 602 code for a protein of 180 amino acids. The record is from RefSeq and is a predicted model, not a curated record. The transcript has 3 exons. Lineage: Eukaryota; Metazoa; Arthropoda; Insecta; Diptera; Drosophilidae.